Molecule: messenger RNA, 1625 nt
Organism: Cloeon dipterum
Lineage: Eukaryota; Metazoa; Arthropoda; Insecta; Ephemeroptera; Baetidae
Gene: Clic
Product: chloride intracellular channel protein 5
Exons: 6
Coding region: 152-919 (255 amino acids)
Biological process (GO): chloride transport
Cellular component (GO): apical plasma membrane; cytoplasm
Molecular function (GO): chloride channel activity
Source: RefSeq, a predicted model, not a curated record
CCUGAUUUUUUCAGUUGGCAUCGUUCAGAACAGAAGGUGCGGGCGAGUGAGUCAUCCUGUUCGAAGGGUGUCAAAGCAAACCUAGGCUACAAUACGCUGCUGCAGAGGUGCCAGUCUGCAAAGUACCAGGACGUAAAUCGCUUUUGCUGCCAUGGCGGACGACGACUCGAUGAACGGCAUUCACGAUGAAGUCCCCGAAAUCGAGCUCAUCAUCAAGGCGUCGACAAUCGAUGGCCGCCGGAAGGGAGCUUGUCUCUUCUGCCAGGAGUAUUUCAUGGACCUAUACCUGCUGGCUGAGCUGAAGACGAUUCGGCUCAAGGUCACCACGGUCGACAUGCAGAAACCCCCGCCAGACUUUAGGACCAACUUUGAGGCGACGCCGCCCCCCAUUUUGGUCGACAACGGCCUGGCCGUGCUGGAGAAUGAGAAAAUCGAGCGACACAUCAUGAAGAACGUGCCUGGUGGUCACAACCUCUUUGUCCAAGACAAAGAAGUCGCCACCUUAAUUGAGAACCUCUACAGUAAACUGAAGCUGAUGCUGCUGAAGAAAGACGACACAAAGACGAGCAGUCUGAUGUCUCACUUGCGCAAGAUUGACGAACACCUGGAGCGCAAGGACACGCGUUUCCUCACGGGAGACACCAUGUGCUGCUUUGACUGCGAACUCAUGCCGAGACUGCAACAUAUUCGCGUUGCUGGAAAGUACUUUGUAGACUUUGAAAUCCCGGCUGAGUUCAAGAGCCUAUGGCGCUACAUGUACCACAUGUAUCAACUGGACGCGUUCACGCAGAGCUGUCCCGCUGACCAGGACAUCAUCAACCACUACAAACUGCAGCAGAACGUUAAGAUGAAGAAGCAUGAAGAACUGGAGACUCCGACCUUUACCACGUCCAUACCAGUGAAUGUCGACAUCAACUAAAUUUUCUGCUCGCGUGUUGCGUCCAAUGAUGAAUCACACAAGCCUAGUUUCAUUGUGUACUACGCAUACGCAUGUUCACGAUGGGUGUGUUUAUUAAUGGACAUCUGAACUUGUUUCAAUCGAUAAGAGGAAACUGCCGCGGCAGACAAAAUCUAUUCAAGUGCCUGAACCGAAAUUUCUUUUAGCCUUACGCUCGGUUCGCAAUGAUUGUUUAUUCUACGGUUCACGAAAACACAACACGCAUCUUUGAGGCAAAAGCUGAUCUAUUCAACUAACCACUAAAAUUAAGCUGAUGGAAAGAACAGUUCAAAGUAUUGCAAGUAACUGUGAGAUGUAAUUUCUUUCUCUUGUGUUCAAGUUUUUUUUUCGAAGAUUUUAGACGCCAAACUUGUCAGCAGUGAUGACCGAAUUCUUUGUAUAUUAUUAUUUUGUUCUUCUAGUUCAGUAGGGAUAAAUUACUAGUGUUUUACAGCAAGUCAGUGCGUUAGAAAAUAGCGCUUCUUAUUUUCACUUUAACUUAGAUUGAAAAUUACAAUCUGUAGCAUUUGCAGAUGUCCCCGCAUUUCUAUCAUUCCACCUUCGGGACAUCUGAUUGUAAGUGCCCAACAGCCACUCAAAAUUCUUGGAAAUGUCUCAAUAAUCAACUAAGGUUAACCACACAAGUCUUUUCUUUACAAUAAAAAUAAAGGCGUAAUUAUAUAAACGA